Messenger RNA from Anopheles gambiae (African malaria mosquito), 5380 nucleotides. Its product is annotated as cryptochrome-1. The transcript has 6 exons. NCBI's taxonomy places the organism in Eukaryota, Metazoa, Arthropoda, Insecta, Diptera, Culicidae. Gene Ontology annotation, molecular function: DNA binding; FAD binding. The coding region runs from base 2013 to 5171 and encodes 1052 amino acids. Gene Ontology annotation, cellular component: nucleus; cytoplasm. Gene Ontology annotation, biological process: negative regulation of DNA-templated transcription; circadian regulation of gene expression; entrainment of circadian clock by photoperiod. The record is from RefSeq and is a predicted model, not a curated record.
CAUCAUGCUCCCUCUAACCACCAUGCUUACUCAUGCUUCUAUCUCCACCCUCGCAUCGGCUUGCAUGGGUCACAUUCCCUCGGUGUGCAUGCCGGAUCCUGCUUCACACCUUCUCCUGCCGGCCGCCCGGUCCAGGCUCCGGUACCUUUAGCGAGAGAGACACAUUUCUCGGACACAGUUGCGACACUCUGCCGGAUGCUCUCCCAGUGCAGUCCAGUACGGGCCGUUCAACAGUGCGGAUGAAAGUUACUCUGUGGUAGGCAACCCAUGUACUAAAGUUUCAUUUAGUGAAAAAGUACAUAAACAGUUACUUGUAAAGCGUUACUAAAAAGAAUCUAAAAUAAAAGUAAUAAACUAAAGCAAACGCAUUACUACGCUGUGAAAUGUUUGUGAAGCCUGGUAAAGAGGAUCCCACUUCCUUCCCGUGACGAUCGCCUCGAUCGCAUCGAUCUUUCUCGAAUCCUUUCUUACAUUCAUAUGAAGGAGAUUCCAGUCGCAGUCCAGCCGCCCAAUAGAAUUGGCGACGGAAGUCGACCGUGUCUCGUGUGUCGAGUGCAUAGAUUUCAAUCUAAUUAUCCUUGGUGCGUUACGGACUGUGGGUGAAUUUUCAAACAUGACCGGGCAGCUCAAAACAGUCCACGGUACGAUGUGAAUGUGUCAAACGUGUUCAGCGUGCAUACGCUCGUCAAUUAGUGGUGUGUUAAAUUUUCAAAAAAAUAAAGAACCUACGUCUAACUUGAUUGUUACAUAUUGUGAAAAAUAGAACAAAGUUUUAAUGAACAUGGUGUGUUUCGUGUUUACGAUCUUCUUUUACCACUGAAACAGUUAGGUUGAAAAUGUAGCUUUACAAAGUGAUCGUUUGUAUGCGCAGCAAGAGUGACAAACUAUGUAUCAGUUGUAUCAGUUGUUGGGAAACGUGUACCUCAUUUCAGCACAUUAACAUAUCAAAAAUUCAGUUGGUACCAAAAAUCAAUACAAAAAAUCUCUUUCGGUGUACCGUGAAUCACUCUAGAAAUUGUUCCUUGAAAUGUUUUAAACGCUGAUUGGGAACAACCACUAUGUAAGGUUGGCGGAACUGAGAGGAACACACACACACAGUGAAUUCCCCUUGUAACGGUUGCGUAAUCCGAGAACAACCCCGUGAAAGCCAUCGUCGGCCAUUGAAAGUGUGCGCCGGAACGUUUUUCACCCUCCGAAGCCAUAUCAGUUCCAUGUUCUCUUGUACACGGUUUCCGCUCCGUGUUUGGUGCUUAACGCUCUCCAGCAGCUCACCAGCGCGCUCAGUGUGACGCCUUACUGUUACUACUAUCGUGUCCCGCCGACGUGAGUAGGUAGGCAAACGGUUCCGGAACGGUGUGGCAGCGUAGCAAAAAACAUCCCUUUGAACGGUUUAGUCGUUUGUCGAUGUUUGUGUGCAGCAGUGUGAUCGAUGAUGAUGGCGAUGGUGUGUUGCUUACUAGCCGGAUUAAGCUUUUGAGUGUGUUGAAAGUUCGUACCUUAUGUAUAAAGUGUGUGAUACUGUAUGUGUGUGUGCAUUGAAACGGUAACCCGUUACUAAAGUUCUCAUUGGCGAGUGCUUCAGUGUGUCGAUCGCGUACUGCCAUAUGAUCAAGGCGAAUAUGAUGAUGAUGAUGGUGGAAAUGGUUGUGCUUUAAAUGCGUGCACGAGCAAAACACAAACACAAACAACACAAUACAGCGAUGAGGAAUUCAACUUGUAGUGCAAUGUCAGCUAAAAUGCAGUGAUUAAAACAGCCCAUAAAGGAUUCUACGAAAGGGAAAUAAAGGUGAAAGGUGAUUAAAACACUCAUUACAAUAGGAGUGAAGUGAUUUCAAUGUGGAAAUAUUAAAACUCAUAGCAUAGAUUUGUGCAAUAGUGAAUGUUCCUGUACAACAUGGUUACAAAACGAUACCCUACUUAAACGUUUAUCUUCGAAUUUUGUGUGAUUGCACAUUCAUCUGUGUAAACUGUUUCAUUAAUAAACAAAGUGUAUUUACUGUUAGAUCUACAAAAUGACGAAAAAAACGUCAACCAUUGGCCAUUUUUCGGCCAGCACUUCCGGCACGGUCGGACAGACGGGUGGAAUGAGCAGCUUUGGCACGGGAACCAGUGGAAUGGAGAGCACCGACAAGCAGGCCCUAUCGUCGUCCGGGCUGCAGGCUCACCAGCAUCACGAGCAUCCGUCCGGUAUCGGCGGUAAAAGCUCCGAGCAGCAGCGCCCGCACCAGCAUCAGUCCCAGCAUCAUCACCACCAUUCGCACCAUGUGCAGCAAUCGGUAGGAAAAAUGCGGGACAAACACACCGUGCACUGGUUUCGCAAAGGAUUGCGGCUGCACGAUAAUCCGGCCCUGCGCGAAGGGCUCCGUGGGGCGCGAACGUUUCGGUGUGUUUUCAUUAUCGAUCCCUGGUUCGCGGGCAGCUCCAACGUGGGCAUUAAUAAGUGGAGAUUCCUUCUUCAAUGCUUGGACGAUUUGGAUCGAAACCUAAGAAAGCUUAAUUCGCGGCUGUUUGUGAUACGAGGUCAACCGGCGGACGCGUUGCCAAAGCUGUUCAAAGAAUGGGGCACAACCUGCUUGACGUUCGAGGAAGACCCCGAACCAUUCGGCCGCGUGCGGGACCACAACAUCUCGGAAAUGUGCAAAGAGCUUGGAAUCGAGGUCAUUUCCGCUGCAUCUCACACACUCUACAAUUUGGAAAGAAUCAUCGAAAAAAACGGAGGCCGCGCACCGCUAACGUACCACCAGUUUCAAGCCAUUAUCGCCUCAAUGGAUGCGCCACCGCAGCCGGAAGCAGCCAUCACGCUGGACGUGAUCGGGAACGCCAACACGCCCCAGUACGACGAUCACGACGACAAGUACGGUGUGCCGACGCUGGAGGAGCUCGGUUUCGAGACGGAAGCCCUUAGGCCACCGGUUUGGAUUGGCGGCGAAACGGAAGCGCUCGCCCGUCUCGAACGGCACCUCGAACGGAAAGCGUGGGUCGCCUCGUUCGGCCGGCCCAAGAUGACGCCGCAGUCGCUGCUCGCUAGUCAAACGGGUCUGUCGCCCUACCUGCGCUUCGGGUGUCUCAGUACGCGCCUGUUCUACUAUCAGCUAACCGAUCUGUACAAAAAGAUCAAGAAAGCGUGCCCCCCACUGUCGCUGCACGGGCAGCUGCUGUGGCGGGAGUUUUUCUACUGUGCCGCAACGAAAAAUCCCACCUUCGACAAGAUGGCCGGCAAUCCGAUCUGCGUGCAGAUUCCGUGGGACCGUAACGCGGAAGCGCUGGCCAAGUGGGCGAGCGGGCAGACCGGCUUCCCGUGGAUCGAUGCGAUCAUGACGCAGCUGCGGGAGGAGGGUUGGAUCCACCAUCUGGCGCGGCAUGCCGUGGCCUGCUUCCUGACCCGUGGCGACCUCUGGAUAUCGUGGGAGGAGGGCAUGAAAGUGUUCGAGGAGCUACUGCUCGAUGCGGACUGGUCGGUCAAUGCGGGCAUGUGGAUGUGGUUGUCGUGUUCAUCGUUUUUCCAGCAGUUCUUCCAUUGCUACUGCCCGGUCAAGUUUGGUCGCAAGGCGGACCCGAACGGUGAUUACAUCCGGCGAUAUUUGCCGGUAUUAAAGAACUUCCCUACCCGCUUCAUCCACGAGCCCUGGAAUGCUUCCGAGAGUGUGCAGCGGGCGGCCAAGUGUCUCAUUGGCAAGGACUAUCCGCUGCCGAUGGUUAACCAUGCGAUUGCUUCCCGCGCCAACAUGGAACGCAUCAAGCAGGUGUACCAACAUCUUGCCAAAUACCGCACACCGAGCGGCGGGUGCUACGAGGGCGACUGUACCGAAAAGGGCGGCUCCGCGAUCGCGGGGGUCAUGACGGCGGCCAAGGUGCAGCACAUGAACACGAGCAGCAUGAACGACAGCCCCAGCCCCACUACAAUCCUGACGAGUGUAAACAGCUCGGGAAACUACAUGUGCCGCAGUAAUCCGCCCGCACAAAGCGACCACAACGGGAAGAUAAUCACGUACCAUCAGCUGCUUAGCGGCCCGGACCCAAGAUCAGCGCUCGGUGGCAAUGGCAGUGGUGGGGAUCGAGGCAAUGCUGGUGUGCCUGACGACACCAAACACGGCGAUGGUACCGAUGGUAGCAAUCAUCUCAUGGCCGGGAAAGAGUCGAUCUCUCAGCACCAGCAAUCACAGCUGCAGCAUUCGCACCAAGCACAGAGCCUGGAUCAGCAGUCGCAGGAAAACAGCAACAGCGUGGCAAACAGUGAGCAACGGUACGGGACACUGCCCGUCGCCGAGUACGCGGCAAUCAAACCGGACAGUCUCAGUACGCUGAUACGGGCCGGCAAUCUGACAUCCGCUGGGACGCGCUUCUCCAAUCUGCAGGAUCAGCUCAGCAACAGUCUGAUGUCGCUGGAGUGUGAUGCGCUGGCGACCAAGCUCAAGCCCAACAACUACGAGUACGAGCGGAACCAGAAUAUUUAUAACAGCCAGUUCAAGGUGGAGUACAGUGACAACUUCAACUCGGGCUACGGUUUGCGCAAUGCCGUGUUCUACGGUGGCAAGCGGGAGGACGAGAACGAAGACACCAAAGCGGACAACAUGAACAACAACCACAGCGAUCAGCUCACGGGCGACAACAGUGCCGACGAGCGGGCAGUGCCCAAUGACGCGGACGACGAUGAUGAAUCCACCAUGACCACACUCCAGGCCACGGAUGCACAUUCGGCGCCACAUGCACUGCUCUUUGCGGCCAACAAAUCCAAAAUCAAACAGGAAUCACUGGUGCAGCAGUCCUCGCGUAUGUUUCUCGAACCACCGAAGCACCACGCCAGCCGGGGAGCCAAACCACAUCGCUCCCGGUGCGAGGCGACAGAAGCACGCUCGCACCUCGCAGAUUCGCAGGUUAAAAAGGAACAGCAGAUCACCUCGCAAGCGCUGCCACCACACUCCAUGCACACCGAUUGUGAUUAUGAACCAGAAAGUCAUAAGCUGUUGGCCGAAAACUAUCGUCAGCAGCAUCAGCAGCAGCAGCAACAACAACAGCAACAGCAGCAGCAACACGAACACGAACAACAACAGCAGCAGAAUUCAAUGUUAGCAACCCAACAAAGGCUGGAAGCGUCACAGAUGGAUCAAGGAACUGAUCAACCAAUGCAGGAGUCACCUUGCAACGAAGAAAAGAUUGGUGCGGGGGAUUAGUUUGCAUUAGAAUCGGUCACGUUUGGUGCAAAUCACACGUUUAUGAUAUGGCGUUUUAGGUUUCGUCGUUCAUUGACGACCCUGCCUCGCAGCCUAUCUAACAUCAAUUCCAUGUAUUACGAAUGAAUUUCGCAAAUAUUUUCUUACAAAACAAAGCUAUUCUGCUUUUGAGAACACACUUGAAUAAAAUGUAAUAGUAUACAAUAGAA